Messenger RNA from Mucor mucedo, 1785 nucleotides. Its product is annotated as thiamine diphosphate-binding protein. The record is from RefSeq and is a predicted model, not a curated record. Gene Ontology annotation, molecular function: carboxy-lyase activity; thiamine pyrophosphate binding; magnesium ion binding. Lineage: Eukaryota; Fungi; Mucoromycota; Mucoromycetes; Mucorales; Mucoraceae. The transcript is spliced from 2 exons. The coding region runs from base 106 to 1785 and encodes 559 amino acids.
AUAGAAACUAGGGUUUUAUUUUCUAUCGCAUUGUAUAUAAAGAGACAGAAAGUAAGUGGUAAUGACAGUUUCUAUCAUUUUUUUUCUCAAAAACACUCACACAAGAUGGUUGCUAUCACGAUUGGAGAUUACCUUUUAAACCGUAUCAAGGAAGUUGGCAUAGAUACCGUAUUUGGUGUUCCUGGUGAUUACAACAUGCCCUUUUUGGAUUUGAUUGAAGAUGACGCUGAUCUCACUUGGGGUAACAAUGCCAACGAAUUAAACGCUUCUUAUGCCGCCGACGGAUAUGCUCGUAUCCGUGGCGUUGGUGCUCUCGUCACAACAUUUGGUGUGGGUGAACUUUCUGCUGCAGCAGGUAUUGCUGGUUCUUAUUCCGAGAUGCUUCCAGUCAUCCAUAUUGUAGGUACUCCCAAUACCAAGUCUCAAGCAGAGGGGGCUAUUCUUCAUCAUUCACUGGGUAACGGUAAUUUCCAAGUGUUUGUUGAAAUGUUCUCCAAGAUUACAUGUGCCUCUACCCAUUUAAACCACGAUAACGCAAUCAAGGAGAUCGACCGUGUAUUUGAGCAAUCCAUCUUACGUAAACGCCCUGGCUAUAUUGGUAUCCCUAUUGAUUUGAUUAAUUAUGAGGUACAGGUGGAUAUGCAAGCAUUAAACUUAUCGAUUCCCAAGAACCCAGCUCGUACACAAGAAGUUGCUCUCAAGGUAGUUAUGGAGGCUAUUACAAACGCACAACAUCCUAUUAUUAUGGUGGAUGCCUGUGUUCAACGUCAUGCGCUUCAAGAAGAGGCUAUUGCCUUUGUCAAGCGAUCUGGCUUCCCCACAUAUGUAGCACCUAUGGGUAAAGGUAUUAUCCCUGAAGAUCUGAACAAUUACCGUGGUUGCUAUGCAGGUUCCAUUACGAUUGAAGGGAUUGCCAAGGAAGUGCAACGUGCUGAUUUGAUUAUUGAGUUGGGUUCGAUCAAGUCUGAUUUCAACACAGGUGGUUUUACCUACAGUUUAGAUCAAGGCAAGACUAUUUCACUUCAUUCGUUUGCUACCAAGGUAUUCUAUGCUAAUUAUGACAAGGUUUCUAUGGUGGAGUUUUUACCACUUUUGACCAAGUCACUUCCUCGAGCAGCGCGUGCAUUUGAACUGGGACCUCGACAUGAGCCAGCACCCAUUGAAGCAGGAACUGAGAUUACACACAAUUACUUAUGGAACAAGGUGCCUGAAUAUAUGGACCCUAACUGUAUUAUUGUUUCUGAGACCGGUACUUCUGAAUUUGCGUCAUUUAAUUUAAGAGCACCCAAGGAUGCAUUUUUCAUUUCCCAAGUGCUCUGGGGAUCUAUUGGUUUCUCGGUGGGAUGUGCCGUGGGAGCAGCUAUCGCAGCACGUGAUCGACGUUUGUAUUUGUUCUGUGGUGAUGGUUCUUUCCAGUUGACAUGUCAAGAAGUUUCCGUAUUCCUUCAUCAAGGAUUAACACCGGUAAUUUUUAUUUUAAAUAACGAUGGUUAUCUGAUUGAGAAGUUGAUCCACGGUCCUCACCGGGCCUACAACAAUUUCCAAAUGUGGCAAUACAGCAAAACUCUGGAUUACUUUGGUGGUCAUCUUUUGCGAAACGCACAAGAUGUGACACCUGCGCCUGUUGGUGUUGAAUCUCUGGUACGUACGCGUGGUGAAUUCGAAGCUGCCAUGAAGAUUGUUCAGUCUGAGCCCAAAAAGAUCCAUUUUAUCGAGGUCGUCAUGCCUCGUUUUGAUGCGCCUCGUGAACUGAUUUUGCAAGUCGAGACUUCUGAAAACCGUUAA